Molecule: messenger RNA, 3913 nt
Organism: Frankliniella occidentalis (western flower thrips)
Lineage: Eukaryota; Metazoa; Arthropoda; Insecta; Thysanoptera; Thripidae
Gene: Sb
Product: serine proteinase stubble
Exons: 8
Coding region: 34-1971 (645 amino acids)
Biological process (GO): proteolysis
Molecular function (GO): serine-type endopeptidase activity
Source: RefSeq, a predicted model, not a curated record
UCGUAUUUGACUCGUUGCAGGCCGUGACUGAGGAUGCGGUGGCGGUGGCAGACGCCGCUCCUACCGCUGGUGCUGCUGCUGUAUUGGGCCGAGGCGCUUCGCUCCAUGCAUCGCGGCCAGAGCUACAGCAUCAGCCAGAAGCCGUGCCGCGCGAGCGUGGCGGGCAGUGGCGAGCAGGCCGGCACGUGCAUGUUCGUGUGGGAGUGCCUGCAGAGCGAGGGCCGCCACAUCGGCAUGUGCGUCGACACCUUCAUGUUCGGAUCGUGCUGCGCGCCGCGGCCGCCCGGGCAGCCGGCCGGCCCGGCCCCGGGCCAGCAGGCCGGCCAGCCCUCCGGCCCGGACCACUCGCCCUUCGCGCCGCCCAGAAAGAAGCCGCCGCCGCCCUACCACCACGACGUGACCACGCGGCCCCCCGGCGGCAGCAGCAGCAACAGGCCCCAGUUCGUGUCCAAACCUAGUCCCAGCCCUGCUCCGAGCAGCGCGCCGCCGCCCAACCCGUCGGACAUCAGCAGCAACAUCAUCACCAGCAGCACCAUCGUGGGCACCAACUCCAUCUACACCAUCCGUCCCAGCGGCAGCAACAACAGGCCGAGCUUCGUGUCCAGGCCGCCGCACGGCACCGGUGGCAGCGCGGCCGGCAGCGGCACCACCAGCGCCACCGGCGGCAACAACGCGAACAACGUCAACAACAACUGGUGGAGUCGUCCCUCUAGUCCUACGCUCUCAACCGCCUCCUCCACGUGGACCGCCAGCACUCGGCCGCCAACCAUCUGGGCUCGGCCGUCUACCACUCCGUCUCCAAGCACCGCCUCAGCCACCCUACCGGUGACAACGCCACCGAGCCCGAGCACGGCGAGCCACAGCUUCGUGAGCAACACGAUCCUGACCAACUUGUCGGAGCCGGCCAGCAACAACAUGAUUUGGGCCACCACCAACGAGCCCAUGUUUGUGACCAGGCCGAGGCCGUCGAGUCAGAUCAGGCCAAAGCCUCGGCCGCGGCCGACCAAGAGGCCGGUGACGACGACUUCGACCACGACUACGACCACCACGACGACAUCGACAACGACCACGACCACGACAACCGCGCGGCCGCCACCACCGCCUCCUUCCGCGGCGCCGACCACCACCGCCGCCCCCACCUCCACGCUGACCUCUACUUCGGUGUCCGCGAUGCCGAGCAGCAACGGGAACUAUGAGUGCGGGGUGCCGCCGCUCUUCCCGCGGCCUGAGACGCGGAUCGUGGGCGGGCGCAACGCUCAGUUCGGCGGCUGGCCGUGGCAGGUGUCGGUGCGCAGGACGUCCUUCUUUGGCUUCUCGUCGACGCACCGCUGCGGAGGGGCGCUGCUCAACGAGAACUGGAUCGCCACCGCGGGUCACUGCGUCGACGAUCUGCUGACGUCGCAGAUCCGGAUCCGGGUGGGCGAGUACGACUUCUCGUCGGUGCAGGAGCCCCUGCCGCACGUCGAGCGGGCCGCGGCCCGCAAGGUGGUGCACCCGCGCUACAACUACUUCACCUACGAGUUCGACCUGGCGCUCGUGCGAAUGGACACGCCGCUCGUCUUUCAGCCGCACAUCGCGCCCCUGUGCCUGCCCGCCUCGGACGACCUCCUCAUCGGCGAGAACGCCACGGUGACGGGCUGGGGCCGGCUGAGCGAGGGCGGCACGCUGCCCUCCGUGCUGCAGGAGGUUUCUGUUCCUAUUGUCAGCAAUGACAUAUGCAAAAGCAUGUUCCUCAGAGCGGGUCGGCAUGAGUUCAUCCCCGAUAUCUUCUUGUGUGCUGGAUACGAUAUCGGCGGGCAAGAUUCGUGUCAGGGAGACUCUGGAGGCCCUCUACAAGUCCGGGGUAAGGAUGGUCGUUAUUUCCUGGCGGGAAUAAUCAGUUGGGGAAUUGGCUGUGCUGAGGCCAACCUGCCUGGAGUAUGCACUAGGAUCUCUAAGUUUGUCCCGUGGAUCGUGGAAAAUGUGUCCUGAGACUGACUGAUUCCUAAAGAAUGUUCCCUGUCUGGUUGUCUGUCUGUCUGCGUGUGUGUAUGUGCGUGUGUAUCUGUGUGUGUAUUUUUGUAUGUGUGGGUGCGCGUUUGUGCUUGUGUGCAUGUGUAUGCUUCCCUGUUUCGUGAGUGUUAGUGUGCAAGAAAGAACGUGUGUGAUAGGUAUUCUAAGAAGGGCAGCGUCAAAAUGUCCAAUCAUACAGGGUCUCCCAUUCAAGGUGGGAUUUUCCCGCCACGUAUUUGAUUCCAUAUCGCUUCGCUGCAGAUUACUGAGCUCAGUUUCUGGACAUGGCACACCUUGGCUCGUCUUGACGAACUGCGUCAAAGAGCUAGGCAGGACGAGCCAACCUCAGCCGCACAGCCUAGCCACCCGCAGCGAGGCAAUAGUUGUUGGUAGUUAUACUAUGGAAACUGUCGGCCUCAGUAUGAUAAGAAUUAGUGGAUCAGUUUCACAGAUUGAAAAGAUGCAUCUAGUCGGAAUAAGGCAAAUAGGAUGGGAAAGACCUCAUUAUGUGGUGAGGAUGGACUGCAGACAUCUUAGAGAUGUUGAAGUAGGAUAUUUUACCCAGAGCAGCCAGGCUGUUAUUGCAUGUUUAUUAAAUAUAUAGAUAUUUUGAAAGUGUGAUAUCUUCUACCUGGCAGGCCUUAUAUUCAAAGUCAAAUGGUUAUCUGCCAUUGCUUUUUGUUUUCUUCUUUAUCCCCCAAAAGUUAAGGUGAGGCAUUAUUAAUAUGGGAUGACUUCAGAGCCUUUUUAAUGUUUGAAUAUUCAUAAACUCUAAAUGCAGUGAAGUCCUACAUACCUAUCAACAAUAACAAGUUACCCAUAUCAUUUUUUUUUUAAUGAAUACUUUUCACCAAGCUUUGGAAAGAUGUUAUGUAUUACAAGGAAAAACCUCUCAGAUGAUGUCAUUCAGCUUUAUUUUGUUGCUCAAACUAGUGCAAUGAUCCGUGUUUUAAAAAAAAUAUCUGCACAUUGUGCCUUGUACAUUUUUGUUGUUACUGUAGAUUGUAGAUAACUUUUGUACAUUAAUAAAUUAGUAUAACAAAUUGGACGCUUAUGCACCAGUACUAGGAAUGCUCAUAAUGUAAAUUAUUAUAACUACUGUAUUUUGUCCUAGAAAAUCUAUAAUUAAUUAAACACUCAGGUAAUGCGAGUUGCACUUGUAAUUACGCCGUGAGAACCUUUCAAAAUUGACUUUUCAACAUAGGUUUGGUAUUAGCAGAUCAUUAUAAUGACGAGUACAAAACUACUUUUCAAAAAUUGUCUGUGCACUCUUGAUGGUAAGUGCAAUACUUAGAUCUUGUAUAUUCUGGGGCAGUUUGUGCAACAUUCCUACUGCUUUUCCAAAGGCCAUAUGCUGUUAUGAGUCAAUAUAAGUUGUAAGGUUUCAGAGAUUUAACACUGAAAUAAAUUUAUGUAAGAGUUUGAUUGAUACUGUUGUGCAAACAGAAGAAGUUCAGUUGGAGUGUGAUGACCGAUAAUUAUUUUUAGCUGUAAGUUUAUUGUGUUGAUGUAUUCUGAAGCAUGAAAAGAGAUAAUUAGACUUGACACAAACUUGAUUAAAAGACAAUUUUUGUCUAGACUCUCUGUUGCUAUUGGUAGAAAGAUCACUUGCCAUGGUUGACUGUGAAUUCCAUUUGUUAUUAUUUUAUAUGUGUUUGGAAGUGUGAACUCUUGCCAGUGGAGAAAUUUUCUACUUCCCCUAUUACUAAAUGCCUCUGUGAACCUUGUCCUUCGAAUAUUCUCCCAAAUAUUCCGUGGAUACCAUUUUAUACAGUCCCCAAGAGACUGUCUCUAAUUGAUUAAAGUACUGGUUUUCAAAUUUUCUGUGCCAGUCUGUGACAACUAAAUUAUACACACCAUUGUUGAUCUUUUUGUUAGUUUUGUUGUGGCGUUAUGUAAUAAACAGUUGAUUUUGCAUAAA